AUCCGUGCAAGCGCUAUUCAUAUGGCUGCGAACCUAGGACCGCAGUGCGCAUGUCGGUCGCGUAAUGGAGCGUCUGUGACCAGAAAUGCGCACGCAAGUAGUUGAGUGUGCGUGAAACAAAGUGCUGAUCGUCAAUCACCAGAGUGACUACAAAGCGCAGAUGCCAAGGAGAAAGGCCGUAAGAAGAAGUUGCAGUUCCCAGUCUGCUGUACAGCCAAUCGACUAUUCCUCCAUACGCUCAGCCUGUGUCAUAGCUGCAGUUGUGCAAGGCAAGACCAGGACUUGUCACUUGCGUCGUCUCGGAGUUUUUGACCUUCGCGUCACAACUUCAAACGCGACUCCCAAUAACGACCAACAUGUCUCGUUCCAUCUACAAGCUUAUACAAGCAGCGGGUCCUGGCGAAAUCAACGACGUCUUUGCUGACAUUCGUGCACUUGUGGACAACGACAAUCAAGUCUUUGCGAAAGCCGCACCAGAGCUCGCACAGUACAACAAAAGUCAACUGCUGGUAGUCAAGGUGGACGGCGAGGACACAGUCCUCUCAGAGGAGGCCGAACUAGCAGACGGCCGGUUCCAAGAUGCGCGGCGCGGCAAGGUUUUUGCCUUCGAUCACCUGACGCUCAAGGCAAGCGAUACAGAGACAGCGCCGGUGCCGACUGCUGUCAAAACGCUUGCCGCUUCUGUCGAGGCUUACACGCAAGAGCAUUUCCCCAGUGCGGCCUUCUCUGUCACACCGCAAGGCGACAAUUUAGUGGUCUCCAUCGUCGGCAACAAGUACAGCCCAGACAACUUUUGGACUGGUCGCUGGCGGAGUACGUAUGUCGUGGGCAAAAGUCGGCUCGACGGGACGAUUCUACUGGAUGUGCACUACUAUGAAGAUGGUAACGUACGGCUGCUGACCCAGAAGCAAGUCGAAGCUGUCGCAGAGCCAUCGACAGCUGUACGUAGCAUAGCGCAAGCGGAGAAGAAGUACCAGGAAGAGCUGAAUCGCGCCUUUGGUGUGCUGGGCGAAGGCAGCUUCAAGGAGCUUCGCAGGGCGUUGCCAGUGACGCGGUCCAAAAUCAACUGGGACUCGGUCGCGAGUAUGCGCAUUGGUCAAGAGAUUCAAGGUGGGCGCGAACGGGCUUGA
Messenger RNA from Protomyces lactucae-debilis, 1130 nucleotides. RefSeq names its product F-actin-capping protein subunit alpha. Bases 357 to 1130 code for a protein of 257 amino acids. Gene Ontology annotation, cellular component: actin cortical patch; F-actin capping protein complex. Gene Ontology annotation, molecular function: actin filament binding. The transcript has a single exon. Gene Ontology annotation, biological process: actin cytoskeleton organization; barbed-end actin filament capping. NCBI's taxonomy places the organism in Eukaryota, Fungi, Ascomycota, Taphrinomycetes, Taphrinales, Protomycetaceae. The record is from RefSeq and is a predicted model, not a curated record.